AUGAAUAAUAUCCGCCAAGUUCAGGCUCUGAACAAGCGCGAGCUAGAGAAUGCUAUUCCUCCCGAAGCUUCCUGGCACGCCGACUACCGCGACACAGCUUACAUCUAUAUCGGUGGUCUUCCUUUCGAUCUCUCCGAGGGUGAUAUUGUGACUAUAUUCUCGCAGUAUGGCGAACCAGUACACAUAAACCUAGUGCGCGACAAAGAGACAGGAAAGAGCCGAGGCUUUGCAUUUCUCAAGUAUGAAGAUCAGCGCAGUACGGAUCUCGCCGUCGACAACCUUGGUGGAGCGACUGUCCUCGGCAGGAUGCUACGGGUGGAUCAUACGAGAUACAAGAAGCGUGAUGAAGAAGAGGAUACGAACAACGUGGCCAAGUUAAUGGGGGAUACUGUUAACACAGAGGCCGACGACGACACGGAUGAUGAGAGAAGGAGGCGAAAGAGGAGGGGCCAAAGUGAAGAUAGGGAACCGCCUAGACGCCAACUGCUGAAAGAAGAGAUUGAAUUACAGGAGCUAAUACAUAAUCAUGACGAGGAGGACCCCAUGAAGGAAUUUCUCAUUGAGGAGAAGCGGGAAGAAGUGGCUCGAGCACUGGAGGCAAGGAAAGAAAAGGAAAAGUCCUCGCGGCGGCGAGAUUCCAGCCGAGAGAGAUCAAGUCGCCAUUCCCGUCACCACCACCACCGUCGCCACAGACGUGAUGAGGACCGCUCGCGGUCUAGGGAGAGGAGCAGCCGUGACCAUAAAGAGCGAUCUCGACGGGAUAGGUCCCACAGGGACAGGUCUGCAGAGCGAUCACGAUCACCCGCAUCCCGUCGGGAGCGGGAUAGACAUGAUCGUCGUCGAUAA
Messenger RNA from Aspergillus puulaauensis, 846 nucleotides. RefSeq lists its product as uncharacterized. Gene Ontology annotation, molecular function: RNA binding. Gene Ontology annotation, biological process: mRNA splicing, via spliceosome. NCBI's taxonomy places the organism in Eukaryota, Fungi, Ascomycota, Eurotiomycetes, Eurotiales, Aspergillaceae. The record is from RefSeq and is a predicted model, not a curated record. The coding region runs from base 1 to 846 and encodes 281 amino acids. Gene Ontology annotation, cellular component: catalytic step 2 spliceosome; U2 snRNP; precatalytic spliceosome. The transcript is spliced from 2 exons.